Messenger RNA from Aspergillus steynii IBT 23096, 2410 nucleotides. It is a transcript of the gene nar1, whose product is annotated as iron-sulfur cluster assembly protein NAR1. Gene Ontology annotation, cellular component: cytosolic [4Fe-4S] assembly targeting complex. The transcript is spliced from 3 exons. The record is from RefSeq and is a predicted model, not a curated record. Gene Ontology annotation, molecular function: 4 iron, 4 sulfur cluster binding. Bases 404 to 2221 code for a protein of 605 amino acids. Lineage: Eukaryota; Fungi; Ascomycota; Eurotiomycetes; Eurotiales; Aspergillaceae. Gene Ontology annotation, biological process: iron-sulfur cluster assembly.
GGGUGUUUAGACGCUCCAAUGGAGUCCAAAGAAGAGCCCUGCCUGGUACUCUGUAGUUGAUUGAGAUUGAAAGGAGGGAACGAUGAACAGCCAAAGCGGAAAACCCAAAAUCGGCAGAAUCAGGCGGAGUGUCUUAGGCGCACGGGAUUCGUCGCCACUGCCGCUGACAAAGCAUCCAUUGAUUUCAUUUGAUUCCGUCUUCCUUCUAUCAAUGUCUUUUUGCCAUCUUUUCGCUGCGACACUUUGAAUCCCAUCCAACCUUGUCAUCUUUUCUUUUCCUUGAAUACAAACUCAGCUAAUACCUAAGGAUUCCGUCUAUCUCUUUUAGUCGACUCCCGAACAGUUCUUAUCGCCCUCCCAUAGCAACGAACCCUUCGGCGGGGACUCCGCAGCAUCUGCAACCAUGAGUGCAAUCCUAUCGGCAGAUGACUUAAAUGAUUUCAUUUCUCCCGGUGUCGCAUGCAUCAAACCGGUCGAAACCCUGCCAGAGAAAGAGCCUUCAACUGCAGAGAACCCCUAUGAAGUAACCAAGGAAGACAAAGUGCAACCUGAAAAUCUCCCGCCGGCGCAGAUUUCCUUGACGGACUGCCUUGCAUGCUCAGGAUGCGUUACCUCUGCCGAGGCAGUAUUGAUCUCAAUGCAAUCGCAUGCGGAAGUUCUCAACACACUUGAUGCACACCCAGAAGUAUCAUUUGGUCGAAACCAGAAUGGGGCAUCUCAAGGGGGCGGUCAAACAGAUGAAGACGAGGGCCGGAUAUUUGUUGCCAGUGUCAGUCCUCAGGUACGGGCAAGCUUGGCCGCGACAUACAAUAUCACGGAGCAAGAGGCAACACACAUGAUCGAUCAGUUCCUUCGUGGACCGCAAGGACUGAGGUCUGGUGGCAAACACGGCAGUGGCUUCACAUGGGUCGUCGAUAGCAAUACCCUGCGUGAGGCAGUCCUAGUCCUCACGGCAGAUGAGGUUGGCGAGUCUCUUUCGUCGAGCGACUCGUCAGGCGUGCCUGCCCCCAAAAAGCCAGUUCUGUCCUCAGCCUGUCCCGGUUGGAUUUGCUACGCCGAAAAAACCCAUCCAUUCAUCCUUCCUCAUUUGUCUCGGUUGAAAUCCCCGCAGGCAUUAUCUGGCACUUUCUUGAAGACAGUCUUGAGCAAGGCUCUUAACGUCCCAGCUUCACGUAUAUGGCACUUGGCCGUCAUGCCAUGCUUUGACAAAAAGCUUGAAGCCAGUCGAGAAGAACUCACUGAUGCUUCGUGGCAUACCACUGAGAGUCAGCCAUCUGCCGAAACCCGUGCUCCUGUUCGCGACGUUGAUUGUGUGAUCACUUCCCGCGAACUUCUCACUCUGGCUUCCUCGCGCGGCAUAUCCCUUCCUUCCUUACCAUUGCAGCCCUUGCCUUCUGCCUUUUCACCGCGAUUUCCGGAUGAAACCCUUGAUGCAUUCCUGUUUUCUAAACAAUCUUUGUCGAAACAAGCAAUGACUACCGGUACAUCUGGAGGGUAUUUGCAUCAUGUCCUACUGACCUUCCAAGCCAAGAACCCGGGAAGUGAGAUUGUAACUCAACGCGGACGCAAUGCGGAUGUUGUGGAAUAUAUACUCAUGUCACCCGGCGGUGAGCCUUUGAUGAAAGCCGCUCGCUAUUAUGGCUUUAGGAAUAUCCAAAAUCUUGUCCGGAAAUUGAAGCCUGCCCGCGUGUCAAGGCUUCCUGGCGCAAGAGCACCCACCACCUCUGCAGCCGGAAAUCGGCGACAGCCGAUGUCUCGGAAUGGAGCCUCGUCUGCAUCAGGCGGCGACUAUGCCUAUGUAGAGGUCAUGGCGUGUCCUGGAGGCUGUACCAACGGAGGUGGCCAAAUACGCAUCGAGGAUGCGCGAGAGGUCAACUCGACUGCCCAAACCGUGGUCUCAGAGGAGGCACCUAGCGUCUCGACAAAGCCAACGCCCCAUGAGCAGCGUUCGUGGCUGGCUCGCGUGGACGAAGCAUACUAUUCUGCAGACUCGGAUGCAGAGAGCGAGGCUGAAACCCAGGCACCAAUUACUAUCUCGGAAAACGAGACUCGGGUUCACCGGGCUUUGCGCUACUGGUCGGAUCUGACGGAGAUACCACUUGCUAAGCUGGUCUAUACCACCUAUCGCGAGGUGGAAAGUGACGUGGGCAAACCCGAGCAAGCGUCAAAUGAUACCACGCGGGUGGUGGAAUUAGCUGGAAAGAUCGGCGGUGGUUGGUAGUGUGACAACCAGUAUAUGUUGUGCACUCAGUAUUGUGAUGACAGUUUAUACCCCAUGGUGCACUUUGAUGUUUUACGAUUUUUGCAUUUGCAUCUUGCUGCAUUUUUACAGAUAGAGAUACGCGAUACCUGAAGUUAGAUACGAGGGUGGCGUAUUUGAUUUAUAGAUAUGAGGAAUCAACAAUGUCAG